GCUGGAUGCCGGGAGCCGCUGCUGGGGUGCCUCGUAUAUGCCAUGUCCGACUCCCGCUCGCUGGAGGCCCCCUCAGACCCGGGGUCCGGGGGCGGCAGGCGAACGUGGGCCGAGCUGCUGGCGGGACGGGUCAGGAAGCAGAAGUUGGAUCCUGAGAGGGAACAGAAGUUACAGGCAUCAGCUGUGGGCCUCCUGAGAAGCCACCUGAACUUGAAUCGCCUUUUGCUUGAGGUAGAGGGUCCGCCACAUAAAAAAGUUUGUCUCAGCCCGUUGAUUGAUCGUGACAGCCCUGAGGCCUAUGCUGAUCUUUCUUGUUCGUUCAUAGGUUCUGCUUUGCGGGAUCAAGCCUUGCGGCUGGGGGUCCCAGUGGCAGUGCUGUCCAGCCAGAUGGUCGCCUCUAGCAUUGUGCAGAUCUGUGAGGCGGGCGCAGAGGCCCCUCAGGGGGUGCUGUUGGACUCAGAGCAAAGAAAAAAGCUAUCUUCCUUGUUAGAGAUCAUUCGAUACUUAUUAGCACACAGUAUGUUCUCCCGUCUGUCCUUCUGUCAAGAAUUAUGGAAAGUACAGGUAAAUUUGAGAUUGGGCAGGGUGUCCCGACAACUGCAUGGGAGCCCUCCCUCCCAGGCCCCUCUGAAGUGGACGGUCUGUGAGACUCGUGGCUGCCUAGAGACCACAGUGUAUGUAAAUACUUCGGUUUUGUGCUUUUCAGAUUUUGUGCAAAUGUUUGUUUUGAGGGGAUUUCAAGAAAACUCAGGUCUGAGAAGAAAUGUGGAGCCUGAACGGAUGCCCCAGAUCGCCGUGACCGUGCUUCAGAGAAUGCUGGCCUUCGCACUUGAAGCCUUGGCUGCUGGCGUGCAGGAGGAGUCCUCAGCACACAAGGCAGUGAGGUGCUGGUCCUAUGCGGACUGGUUCCAGGCCUCUUUUGGGAGCGCGAGGGGCCCCCACAGCUGCAGCAAGAAGGCGCUGGUUUUCCUCUUCAAGUUCCUGUCAGACCUCGUGCCCUUCGAGGCUCCCAGCUACCUGAAGGUGCAUAUUCUCCACCCGCCACUUGUCCCCAGCAAGUACCGCUCCCUCCUCACGGACUACAUCUCGCUAGCCAGGACACGGCUGGCCGACCUGAAGGUUCCUAUAGAAAACAUGGGGCUCUAUGAGGACCUGUCUUCAGCCGGGAACAUCACUGAGCCCCACAGCCAGGCAUCCCAGGAUGUUGAGAAGGCCAUCACAGUGUUUGAACACACAGGAAGGAUUCCUGUUGCCGUCAUGGAGGCCAGCAUAUUCAGGAAGUCCUACUAUGUGGCCCACUUCCUCCCCGCCCUGCUUACACCACGAGUGCUCCCGAGUCCCCCCGAUAGCCGAGCGGCCUUCGUAGAGUCCCUGAAGAGAGCGGAUAAAAUUCCCCCAUCGUUGUACUCCACCUACCGCCGAGCCUGCUCUGCAGCUGAAGAGAAGCCAGCAAUCGCAGCCCCAGAAAUGAAGGUGGACCCCGGCUGUGGUGAAAGAACAUUGGGACUGCUCACGGCUGCACUACGAGAGCUCAGGGCCACCAUGACAGACCCCGCCCAGUAUGACGCCGUAUCUGCUCAGGUUGCCGUGGUUUCCGAAAGGCUCAGCUCCGCCUUGGGCCUCGGCGAGGACGACAGCAGCAGUGAGGCCUCGAAGAUCCAGCUCAGCGUCCUCGCUCCUGAGCUGGAGCAGCAGGAACAGAAGGUUGUGGAUCUCCUGCUGACGUCUUUCUGUCAGAACCUAAUGGCAGCCUCCAGCUUUGUGCCACCGGACAGGCAGGGCUCCUGGGCCGCCCGCUUUGUGAUGGCCACCUGUGCCCACACGCUCCUUCCUGCCGUGCUCACCAGGCUGUGCCAGCUGCUGCGUCACCAGGGCCCCAGCCUCGGUGCGCCGCACGUGCUGGGGUUGGCCGCCCUGGCCGUCCACCUCUGCGAGGCCCGGCCCACACUCCCGCAGGUGCUCCUGGGCCCUCCUUUUCCUGCCGGGGGCUUGUCCGUCCCUGAGUUCUUCAGCACCCUCCUGCCGUGCAGGACCCGGGAGUCUCUGUUCUUCUGCCUCAGAUUUUGUACAGCAGCCAUUUCUUACUCUUUGUGUAAGUUUUCUUGUCAGUCACGUGAUGCUAUGUACAGCUGUUUAUCUCCAGGUCUUAUAAAAAAGUUCCAGUUUGUUGUGCUCAGGUUGUUCUCAGAAGCCCGAGGCCCCGUCUCUCGGGAGGACGCGGCCAACCUUCCCUGGAGGCCCCUGUACCUGCCCCCCACGGACUGGCAGCGAGCUGCCCUCUGUCUGUGGAGACACACAACCUUCCGGGAACUGUCAAAGCAGAAGGAAUUUCACUUAUCUUACAGAGACUGGUUACAGCUGGAGCUAGAAGUUCAACCUGAGCUGGAUGCUCUUUCAGAUACAGAAAGGCGGGACUUCCAGCUGUGGGCCAUCCACGAGCAUUUCCUCCCAGAGCCGCACACCGCUGGGGGCUGCGACGGAGACCUGGAAGCCGCGUUCACCGCCCUUGUCGACGCGCUGCUGGACUUCUGCCACAGUUCAAGGAGUUACGAGCGCUCAGAGAAUUCUGACUUGGUUCUCGGUGGCUGCAUGGGAAAUCGGGAUAUUUUUUCCAGAUUGCAGGAGAUGGCGGUCGACCUGAAGCAGGGCCCAGCGGUGCCCCAUGGCCGUGCUCCCUCUGGGGGGCACAUCCUUUUCGGGGUCUUCCACAGACGGCUCCAGGCUCUGGCAAGCGGGUGGGACGUGGCCUCCCGUCUUCAGAGACAACGGGAGCUACUCAUGUACAAAUGGAUCCUGCUUGUCCUGCCUCCAUCUGUUCUUGUCGGCAGCCCCCAGAUGGAACAGCCAACCACCCCCGACUGCGAUGCGUUCUUCCACUUGGUCAACUCCGAGCUGAGAAACUUGUGUUUCCAUGGAGGUGCCCUGACCCACGACAUCACCGUCCACUUCUUCCGGGGGCUCCUCAGUGCCUGCUCGCGAAGCCGAGAUCCCUCCCUGGCGGCCGACCUGGCCCUGAGUGCGUGCCAGACCCAGUGCCCCUUGCUUCUGACGUCCGCUCUGUUUUGGUGGCCACGCCUGGAGCCUGAGCUUCAUUGUCGCUGGAGGAGCUUCCCGGGCCCAUCUCCCCGAGGGCUGCAGAUGCUGCAAGAGGCCCAGCAGUUUGCCAGGAGCUUUCUCUCCACCGACAUCGCGGCCCCUGCACCGGGCCCGGCCUGGGUGUCUGCUGCUGCGCUGUACUUCACCAUCCAACGAGCCAGGACCGAAAGAGGCGGCCUGGAGGGGCUGCACAGCCUGAGUGAGGAGCUAUUGGUUUUCCUGUUUUUCUUUUCCUUGAUGGGCCUGGUGUCGUCACAUCUGACCCCACACGCUGUUGACACCCCAAAGGCCUUGGACCUUUGUGCUGAGGUCCUAGGCUGUCUGCAGAGGAGGACGGCGUCCUGGCUGCAGAUUUUUCAGUUAACAGAGACGGAUGCUGGCCUGGGACGCAUCCUCCUCCGCCUGGUCCCCAACCAGCACGUCAGCCUGCUGCCAGUGGCCUUCUACAGCCUCCUCCCUUGCUUUGAUGGAGAUGCCCUUGUCCGGGAGGACGCCUUUCUGCAUGUCGCUGUGGACCUGUACCUGCAGCUGCUGCGCCUCUUCGUGGCUGGGAACACGAGUGCACUGCCAGCACUGGCCAGCAACAGCCAGGAACUCCAGGGCCAGGCAGAGCGACCCUGUGGGCCUGUUAACAAAAGCCCGUCUUUUUCUGCUGCAAUUGAUACCUCGGUGCCCGAGAAAGAGCUUCUCCAAUAUGGCAGAGCUGCUGACUGCUCACGGAGACGGCGACCCCGAAGUGACAGCUGCUCUCCUGCAGGCAGCAGGCCACGCCUGAUUGGCAUCUCCCAGGAGCCCCCACCUCCUGUGACCGGCGCCUGCGCAGUGCACAGCCCGCUCCUCUGAAUAAUUUAUUAGGC
Molecule: messenger RNA, 3953 nt
Organism: Hipposideros armiger (great roundleaf bat)
Lineage: Eukaryota; Metazoa; Chordata; Mammalia; Chiroptera; Hipposideridae
Gene: FANCA
Product: FA complementation group A
Exons: 38
Coding region: 43-3939 (1298 amino acids)
Biological process (GO): regulation of regulatory T cell differentiation; interstrand cross-link repair
Cellular component (GO): Fanconi anaemia nuclear complex
Source: RefSeq, a predicted model, not a curated record